AUGGCCGUGAACCAAACCGUCACUGUGCUGGAGAAAGCUGAGGUGGCACCACUGCCGGAAUCUCUCUUCCUUUCACAUACCCUGAUUCCGACGAUCAAAACUUCAUUAUCCCUCACCCUUCAACACUACAGUCCCCUUGCCGGUAGAGUGAUUGUUUCACCGGACAAUUCAAACCUGCCGGAAAUUCGUUACGUGGACGGAGACACCGUCCCGUUAGUCUUUGCCGAGUCUAACUCCGGCAAUGGUCAUUUUGACCAUCUCACGUCGGACCACCCAAGAAACAAUACUGAAUUCCAUCCUCUUGUUCCGAGCUUACCGCCAAUUUCGCGUGCGGCGGACGGCUCCGGCGUAAUCCCCGUGCUUGCGCUACAAGUGACGCUUUUUCCCUGCGUCGGAGUAACUAACCACCACGCAAUUGGUGACGCUAGUAGCAUCUUUGGAUUCAUGAAGGCUUGGGCUUUCUUUUCCAGUCAAAAACACGAAAACACUUCCCCUGUUUCUUUCCCAGAAGAAUUCCGACCAUUUUACGACCGAUCAGUGAUCCAAGAUCGGAAAGGUCUAGGAACACAUAUCUGGAACCGCAUGAAAAACAUCAGGAUUGAGGACACACACGUUCACCGCCUUCCAUUAAUCACCGACAAGGCGCGGGCAACGUUUGUAGUGACACGAGACGACAUCCAACGGCUCAAAAACCACAUCCUUUCGCGGCGACCCGAUCUCGUACACGUGUCGUCAUUUACCAUGAUUUGCUCGUACGUGUGGAAUUGCUUAGUGAAAUCGCGGCACGAGACAAAUCCAGAGAGUAACGCCGACGAGGACGAUUACUUUUUCUGCGCCGCCGAUUACCGGGCGCGUUUGGACCCACCGGUGCCCAGAAAUUACUUCGGCAAUUGCAUCCUGGGUUUUGUCGGGAAGGUGAAGAGGAAGCAACUCGUCGGAGAAGAAGGGUUUGAAGAGGCGGCUGUGGUGAUCGGAGAAAGUAUUCAUAGCCAACUGGACACUAAUAAAGAUGAUGAUAAGUGGGAAGAAUUAAUCCUGACCGAUCUUUGA
Ipomoea triloba (trilobed morning glory) is the source of this 1050-nucleotide messenger RNA. Its product is annotated as phenolic glucoside malonyltransferase 1-like. The coding region runs from base 1 to 1050 and encodes 349 amino acids. Lineage: Eukaryota; Viridiplantae; Streptophyta; Magnoliopsida; Solanales; Convolvulaceae. The record is from RefSeq and is a predicted model, not a curated record. The transcript has 2 exons.